Acanthoscelides obtectus is the source of this 744-nucleotide messenger RNA. NCBI's taxonomy places the organism in Eukaryota, Metazoa, Arthropoda, Insecta, Coleoptera, Chrysomelidae. The record is from the annotation of a GenBank genome assembly.
AUGAAUACAGAAAAAAGUAUUCCACCAGGUCCAAUCAGUCCAAAGCCGAGCUCAAGCGAUACUCCAAAUACCAAACGAGUCAGAACAACUUAUACUUCAUCCCAAGUUGUUCAACUGGAGAAAGCGUUCCACUCUAACAAAUACCUGUGCCGAAAAAGUCGUACCCAAAUGGCUCAGCUCUUAAACCUGACGGAACGUCAGAUCAAAGUCUGGUUCCAAAACAGAAGGAUGAAAUGUAAAAAGGAGCAAAAACAAAGGACGCCCUCUCCUGGAUUAGACAACAGGACCUCUCCUACUCUGUCAGUUGCUGCAUCAACUCCUAGUUCACAUAGCAAGCCAAGGGUUGAAACGGUGAGGCCGGAUCAUCAUUUGGUGACUGGCGGGCAGGCUGGUCAUAGUCAAUGCGUACCACAAACUGUACAGGGAGACCAGUGGGAAGGUAACGCUUUGUACAUCAGCCAAUGUGAAAGCUUAUACGAAAACGUCCAACUAGAUCCGAAUUAUCAAUACCAACAUGAUCCAGUUAUCUGCUAUCCUGUGAAUUGCGAGCAACUUGUAGAGGAUAAGCCAUUAAAUCAGUCCUACCUCAACAUCAAAACAAAUGAGCAGCCGUCAAGUGAUGACUAUAUUUUGGGACAGAAGAAUAUGGAAAAGAGUCCAGCACCAACUCCGAGCAGUGCAGUGCCUAAUUCGAGCGGAACCCUCAAGCCGAAGCGAGCUAGAACAACUUAUACCGCACACUAG